Molecule: messenger RNA, 980 nt
Organism: Anopheles stephensi (Asian malaria mosquito)
Lineage: Eukaryota; Metazoa; Arthropoda; Insecta; Diptera; Culicidae
Product: D-aminoacyl-tRNA deacylase-like
Exons: 3
Coding region: 111-692 (193 amino acids)
Biological process (GO): tRNA metabolic process
Cellular component (GO): cytoplasm
Molecular function (GO): D-tyrosyl-tRNA(Tyr) deacylase activity
Source: RefSeq, a predicted model, not a curated record
CAGUUUGACACAUUGUGUGCGGCAAUGUAAACAAACCGGCAUCGUGGAACGUGCGUUUUAGGAAGGAGCAACUUUACACCGUUUUUCGCUAUUUUAACAAACAAUUAGCGAUGAAAGCCAUAAUCCAGCGCGUUACCUGUGCGAAAGUGAUGGUUGGCGACGAGCUGGUGAGUUCGAUAGGACGCGGACUGUGCGUACUGGUGGGCAUUUCCUCCGAUGAUAACGCAAACGAUGUGGAGUGGAUCGCACGGAAGUUACUUAAUUUACGACUGUUCGAUGAGCCAUCCAGCGGUAAACGGUGGACUGAAUCGGUCGUAGAUCGGCAGCUGGAAAUACUGUGCAUCAGUCAGUUUACGCUGUACCAUCGGUUGAAGGGCAAUCGGCCAGAUUUCAGCCGUGCCAUGCAGGGACCGGCAGCUCAGCAGCUGUACGGGGAGCUACUGAAUCGGCUUCGCGAGCAAUACUCUCCCCAGCGGGUGCAGGACGGUCGGUUUGGGGCCAUGAUGCAGGUGCACAUUCAAAAUGAUGGACCGGUGACGCUGGAAAUUGAAUCUCCUGUCCAAAGCGAACAGGAGCGCCUAAAGCUGCAACGAUCCCUAGAGCAUAAAGCAAAAGCGGCCGGCAGUAAAGCACCGGUGUUGGAUAGCGUCGCAAGCGCUGUCGAAAAACAGAACUCUUCCGGUGCAGAAUAAAGCGAAAUAAAACAAAAUUUAAUGAAGAUCACUAACAGGUAAGGUUUUGCGGAUCUUCUCAUUACACUUAAGUUAUUUUAUUGGAAAAAUAUGAAAAAGAAUAAAAAAGUAGCUGUUUUCAAAAAAAAAUUAUGAUUUGAUGAUGGUUUUUGGUGCUAUUGUUGGACCAUUGAAGAGUGAAAAGUCUCCGUUAAUUUAUAAAAAAGUCGAUUAAUUUAUAUACAUUUUAUUAAAAUUCAGUCAAAUUUUGAAAUAUCAAUAAAAGUUUUAUAAACUGAACCCAUCAAA